Messenger RNA from Debaryomyces hansenii CBS767, 342 nucleotides. Its product is annotated as glutaredoxin. Gene Ontology annotation, molecular function: glutathione disulfide oxidoreductase activity. The transcript has a single exon. Lineage: Eukaryota; Fungi; Ascomycota; Pichiomycetes; Serinales; Debaryomycetaceae. Gene Ontology annotation, biological process: cellular response to oxidative stress. The record is from RefSeq and is a predicted model, not a curated record. The coding region runs from base 1 to 342 and encodes 113 amino acids. Gene Ontology annotation, cellular component: cytoplasm.
AUGUUCGAAUAUAUUAAGUCAUGGUUCGUUUCACCUCCAGUAUCGCCUGUAAUAAAGGCUGAAGUUCAAAAUUUAAUUGAUAGUAAUAAAAUCUUAAUUUUCCUGAAGUCAUAUUGUCCAUACUGUGAUUCCACCAAAGACUUAAUCAAGUCCAUAACGUCCGACUUUAAAGUGGUUGAGUUGAAUACUUCGGCUAAUGGUAGAACGAUACAAGAUGCUUUACGUGAAAUGACAGGACAAAACACUGUUCCAAAUAUUUUUAUCAAUAGGAAACAUAUCGGUGGCAAUUCAGAUCUCCAGGCUUUACAAGGAGCCGGCAAACUUAAGUCAUUAGUUAACUAA